Messenger RNA from Oreochromis aureus, 2857 nucleotides. It is a transcript of the gene tmprss9, whose product is annotated as transmembrane serine protease 9. The transcript has 16 exons. Gene Ontology annotation, biological process: proteolysis. NCBI's taxonomy places the organism in Eukaryota, Metazoa, Chordata, Actinopteri, Cichliformes, Cichlidae. The record is from RefSeq and is a predicted model, not a curated record. The coding region runs from base 206 to 2575 and encodes 789 amino acids. Gene Ontology annotation, molecular function: protein binding; serine-type endopeptidase activity.
UCCUGGCUAAAGGAACAAAUAGCGGACCUCUUGGUCUCCUCGCCCGGUCUUCAGUCUCCGUGUCUGUUCUUGCUGGAACUUCGGGAUGUUGUAAAUGUCAGUGCUGAGAGCAACAGAUGAAGAGGCUUGAAUCGUUUUGUCUGUGAGGCAUUAUGGUGCUGGAGACAGUCGACGGUGAGUUGUGAGGCGGUGCUGUGAAUCCAACAUGGAAGCGCAGAAGGAUGAAGGCCGAGGGCCGUGGUCAUCUUCGCCUCCCGCUCCCUCCAGCUCUGUCUGCUACAGGAGCGGUCUCAUACUCUUCCUCCUCUUCUUCCUUAUUAUUGGCAUCUUUGUGGGCCUGGUUAUAGCGUACCUUGUGCAGGAGCAGCAUCAUUUCGUGGAGACGGUGGAGCUCAGAGGUCUGAAGUACGAUGCUGCACUGCAGGAUAAGAGCUCUGGUUUCUCCAUAGUACUGUCCUCAGUUUUAAAGUCCAGGAUUAAAAAUGUCUUCACCGCCUCAUCCAUAACACAUCACUUUGUUGAUUGCAGCGUUGUUGCCUAUGGUAACAUUAAUGGAGAUGUGAUGGCGACGCUCCGACUGGUCUUCAGGGUGUCCAAGAUCCAGCAGUAUUCGGAAAACUUUGUUCAGGACUUGCUGAGUGCAGGGCUCAGCUCACUGAUGCACGGGAAACCGCUGGAGGUGCCUGAGUUUGGACGGAUCGACACUAUCAUCCUGCUGGGAGCCAGUGGAAAGUCAUUUUAUGCUAUUGGAGACAGUAUGAUAGCCAGCUGUCCUGACAACACUUUCACCUGUGACAACGGAGAAUGUGUCACUAAAGUAAACCCAGAGUGUGACUUCGUCCCAGACUGCGCAGAUGGAUCUGAUGAAGCUCGCUGUGCCUGUGGUACGCGUCCUGCCAUGGGGAGUCGGGUGGUGGGCGGUGAGGACGCACGGCAAGGGGAGCUGCCGUGGCAGGUCAGCCUGAGGUUCCAUGGGCAGCACAUCUGCGGAGCCACCAUCAUCAAUGAACGCUGGCUCGUCAGUGCAGCACACUGCUUUGAGAGGGUCAAUAACCCCAAAGAAUGGACAGCCCUGGUUGGGGCGACGCUGGUGAGCGGUGAGGAGCCAGAGUCCAGAACGAUUAACAUCAAGUCCAUAACUGUGUCUCCAGACUACAACCCCAUGACCACGGACAAUGAUGUAACUGUGCUGGAGCUGGAGACGCCGCUCACGUUCAGCUCUUCCGUGCAGCCUGUCUGCAUUCCCUCCCCAUCUCAUGUUUUUGCACCUGGUCAGAGCUGCAUUGUGUCCGGAUGGGGUGCCGUGCACCAGUUUAGCUUCACGCUGCCUUCCACGCUGCAGAAAGCUGUGGUGAAAGUCAUUGACUCCAAGGUGUGCAAUAAGUCAUCUGUGUACAGAGGAGCGAUCACUCCAAACAUGAUGUGUGCUGGAUUCCUGCAGGGCAAGGUGGACUCGUGUCAGGGGGACUCUGGAGGACCUCUGGUGUGCGAGGGGGCCCCGGGAAGAUUCUUCCUGGCUGGGAUAGUGAGCUGGGGUGUGGGCUGCGCUCAGGUCAACAGACCUGGGGUUUAUUCCCGUGUUACCAGGCUCCGUAACUGGAUUCUAAGCCGGGCCGAUCCCACCUCGGUUCAUGAUUAUGUUCCCACUGUGACAGAGUUUAAUACCCCACCAGCACCCAGGACCUCAGCUGAUAACGUGUCGUCUGCAGCAGCGCUGCCGCUGUCUGCCUUGAAUUGCAGUGGAAACUUCAAGUGCAGCUCCACUUCCUGCAUCAGCAAGGUCAACCCGGAGUGUGACAGAGUCGCAGACUGUCCCAACGGGGCCGAUGAAAGAAACUGUGACUGCGGCGUGCGCCCUGCACUGGGCUCCCAUAGGAUCGUGGGCGGAGUCACGGCUCGGAGGGGAGAGUGGCCUUGGAUCGGGAGUCUUCAGUACCAGAGGCUUCACAGAUGCGGUGCCACCCUCAUUCACAAUAGGUGGUUACUGACUGCAGCGCACUGCUUCAAAAGUGACUCUACUCCCAAUAACUGGGCCGUGAGCCUGGGAUCUGUGCUGCGAUCUGGGGUAGGAGCCCUGGUCGUUCCCAUCCAUAGGGUAAUCAUCCACCCGGCCUUUAAUGGCACCAACAUGGACCAUGAUGUGGCUUUGCUGGAGCUGGCCGUCCCAGCCCCGAUGUCUUACACCAUCCAGUCUGUCUGUCUUCCAUCACCAGUACACCGCUUCUUAAAGAGCGCAGAGUGCUACAUCACAGGGUGGGGAUCCAUGAGAGAGGGAGGUUCAUUGACCAACCUGCUACAGAAAGCUGCCGUGAGCAUCAUUGACCAGACGGACUGUCAGCAAUCAUACGGUAGCGUUCUGACUUCAAGCAUGAUGUGUGCGGGAUUCAUGGCGGGAGGUCGGGACACCUGCUUGGGAGACUCUGGAGGGCCGCUGACGUGCCGUCAGCCCUCCGGUCAGUGGUUUAUUGCUGGAGUAACCAGCUGGGGACACGGAUGUGGCCGAGUCGGUUUCCCGGGAGUUUACACUCGUGUGACGUCUAUCAGGAGCUGGAUAUCCACAUACCUACCGUUCUGAUGAAGGAAGAACUGUGUCUGCAGAGAACUGAGGUCAUGCUAAACAGCCACACACAAAUACUCAGUGUACACAGCACUGACCUUUGUGACCCUCCGGUCACAGGUGCUGUCGGUAGUGCUGUGCUUUUACCUGAACUGGGCCCAUCCUCCUCCCACCUGAACUGUGGCUUAAACAUUCAGCUAGCACGGAUCAUUUGGAGUAUUUAUUACAUUUAUUUAUUGUCAUGGAUGGUAAACACACUGCACAUGGCCUUGUGUGGAGAACAUUCAUUUAUGGGUCAAU